ACAAAGCUUACAAACCAUAAAAAAAAUUGGAUGAAUUCAGAGUUUUGCCCACAGCUUUUGGCAUCAAUGUAACUUCCAAUCCUUUGGCAAGAUUUUUAUUGGAUAAUAACGCUGGUGAAAUUAGUCCAUUAGUGUCAUCAGCAUGCUUAACAAGAACUUGCCCACUAUGUCCAAAACUGCUCGAGAGGCAGCCACCAAGAUGGUUCCGUGACGGAUAUUCCAAGAUGACAAAUGGAAUUUCAUCACGAUUUGCAAUAAAAUGGAGUGAAAUCCACUCAUGAAUUCAGAAGGAUUUAGGCUUUUUUUACUAGCAGAAUGAUGACAGCUUCUCUGCAUCCAUGUGUCUGCAAGGCCUCUCCUGCCUUCAGACCUGCCUCUUCUCUGGGUGCAAGAACCCAGCCAAAAUCCACAGCCACAAACCCAAAGAGACCUUUGUUUCAGGAGCUUCAGAGGCGACUUUCUUUCAGGAUUGACGAAGCCUCAAAGGCGCUGGAGACAGCAAAACAGGGGCUUUUGGAUGCGUUGGUCGACUCAACCUUCAAGUUUUCUGACCAACCUAUGCUCCCAUCAGAGAACAAUUUUGCCCCAGUCAAUGAGAUCAGUGAAGCCAUAGAGAUUCUGCAGAUUGAAGGAGAGAUACCUGAAGAUUUCCCAGAGGGUGUAUACAUCAGAAAUGGUUCCAAUCCACUGUUUGGAGCCCUCCAUUCGACCGUCUCAAUCUUCGGAAAAUCCAGCGAAAUAUGGGUUGAAGGCGAGGGCAUGCUCCAUGCCAUCUACUUCACAAAGAACAGUUCAGAUACUUGGUCAGUCUCCUAUGCAAAUCGAUAUGUGCAAUCUGAAACAUUAAAGAUUGAGAAAACCAGACAGAAGCCAUGUUUCCUCCCUGCCAUCAUGGGCGACUCUGCAGCCAUCGUCGCGGCCUACAUUCUCAACUAUAUGAGGUUUGGCAAAGUGAACAAGAACAUCAGCAACACCAAUGUAUUUGAGCAUGCUGGAAAGGUGUAUGCUGUUUCUGAGAACCACCUGCCUCAGGAAAUCAGCAUUCAGAAUCUCGACACGGGUGAUAGCUGGGACAUUAAUGGGGAAUGGAAAAGGCCUUUCACAGCUCACCCAAAGGUUGCUCCUGGAUCAGGAGAGCUAGUCAUUUUUGGUUCAGAUGCAAAGAGGCCUUUCCUAAUGGUCGGAGUUGUCUCAGCUGAUGGAACUCAACUAAAACAUAAAGUUGACCUCAAACUGGACAGAUGUAUACUCUGCCAUGACAUAGGAGUUACUGUUAAGUACAACAUAAUAAUGGACAUACCUCUUACCAUCGACAUCAGUAGACUUAUCAGAGGCAAUCAGUUGAUCAAGUUUGAGAAGGACAGCUAUGCAAGAAUAGGAGUUAUGCCCCGUUAUGGUGAUGCAGAAUCAGUUAUGUGGUUUGACGUUGAACCAUUCUGCAUGUUCCAUUUUAUCAACUGCUUUGAAGAGGGUGAUGAGGUUGUUAUCAGGGGCUUUCGUGCGGCUGACUCCAUCAUUCCAGGCCCUCGGAUCAGCCUAAACAAAAAUGAUUUGCUCUCUGAUCCUUCUAAGUGUUCUGUGAAACAAGGAAUUAAUGAAGAAUUUUUCUCUCGAUUAUACCAGUGGAGAUUAAACACGAAGACAAAGGCUGUUUCAGGGCAAUAUUUAAGUGGAACUGAGUUUUCCAUGGAAUUCCCUGUGAUCAAUGACCACUACACAGGCUUGCAUCAUAGUUAUGCCUAUGCACAAGUGGUGGAUUCUUUGGAAAGCUCUUACGGCGUUAAUGAGAAAGUAAUCCUGAAAUAUGGAGGCCUUGCAAAACUUUGUCUUGAAGAGGCAGAUAAUGUAAUUGCAGAGACAUCUGAAGAUCUAAUAAAGACAGAAUAUCACGGGUUUGGAGAAGAUCAAUUCUUCUCUGGAGCAGCAUUUGUUCCAAGAGUUGGUGGCUCACACGAAGAUGAUGGGUGGAUAAUUUCUUUUGUACAUGACGAGAGGUCUAAUACAUCACAGGUGCACAUUAUUGACGCCCAAACAUUUGAAGGUGCUCCUGUGGCCAAAAUAGUAUUGCCACAAAGAGUACCCUAUGGUUUUCAUGGAACGUUCAGAUCAUCACUAGCAAACACAAUGACGUGAUGUAACUCUAUGAAUACUAAACCAGCAAAAAAGUGGUCAGUUUAGAAUAUAAAGACGUAAUAGGAUAAAAAAUUUAUAAGCAACAAAGCUUAUGGGUUUAGGCUUGCUGAGUGAAUUGUCAAUAUAGUUUACCCUGACUGAGGACAGUUAUAAGGCUACCAGCAGCAUUGUCCUAAUAUUAUCCCACACGAUUGUAGUCACUAUGUAAAGCUAAGGUGUGCUCAGUUAAAAUGUACAUGCGACCUGCAAUUCUAGUUGUUUGCAUAGUAUCCAGUUUCUCGUAAGGACAUAGAACCAUCAAUAAGAUUUAUUUGUCUUCAAA
This is a messenger RNA of Oryza sativa Japonica Group (Japanese rice), 2455 nucleotides long. The record is from RefSeq and is a predicted model, not a curated record. Lineage: Eukaryota; Viridiplantae; Streptophyta; Magnoliopsida; Poales; Poaceae.